AUGCACAGUAAAGCACCAUUGGCUGCAGAUUAUACCAGGAACCUGUCUAGCCCUCCAAUCUCAAGGAGGAAUUCUUUGUCCCGUCUCCCAUCAUGGUCUUUUGAGCCAAAUGGUUUGGAGCAGUCCCUAAGCAACAGGAUUUGGAGUGGGUCAGCUCUGGACCUAAGGUCAUCACUGACUGAGAGUGCCCAGAAGCGAGCAGAUCUUGUGCAGCAACUACAGGGUGCUCAUGAGAAACUGGAAGGACAAUCAGAGGAGCUACGAAAACGAGACAAAGAACUUGAACUCAGUAGAUCCAAGAUAGAACUUCUGGCACUUAAACAGAAACAAUUAGAAACCUCCAUAUCUCAACUGGAGAAAGAGAAAGGUUGGCUGGAAGUGUCUCGCUAUGAGGAUAAAAAGCAAAGAGGAGAGCUGCAAGAUAGGAUUAUUAAUCUGGAAAUGGAAGUGAUGAAGGCAAAAUCAAAUUUGGAAAAUCUCAACUUCACAAACCAAAGUCAGAAGACUUCCACUGAAAAUGAUGACCUUAACCGAGAUCUGAGGACUGCACGUGAGAACCUUCUCUAUUUCCGUAACCGGCUAAAAGUUCUGGAAGCUGAGAAGAAACAGGCUGUUAAAGAGCUCAGAACAUUACAAGAGGGGAGCCUCAAUCAAACAAAUGAUGCAAACGAAAGAGUUACAGAAGUGCUUCGGGCCCAAAGCAACCUGCAAGAGGAGCUUGCUGAACUACAAAUGAACUUCAAUAACACCAGCUUGGAAAAGGAGCUGCUGUCAUCAAAAGUAAUGAGGUUAGAGGAGAAAGUGUCUGACCUCAACCUAAGGCUGAAGUAUGCACAAUCUGACAGAGAAAGAUUCCUACAGGAGAAGUUGGAGCUGACACGACGUUCUCAGGGACUGUCCCUAGAGCUGGAGUGGGCACAAAGGGGGCGUGAGGGGUUUACUGAUCAGGUCAGUGACCUACAUGUGGAGCUUGUGGAGGCAAAAUCUCAAGCCAAUCGUCAGGACCAGGAAAAAGUGCAAAUGAAAGAGGAACUAAUAAUGUUGAAACAGGUAAAUGAAAAACUGACUGCAGAGUUGCAACAGACACAGCAGAAGCUUCAGAGCACUUUGGAUGAGUUUCAUCAUAUCCAGGCAGAACAGAAGAUCUCUAGUAAUCUAACUGCAGCACUGGAGGCUGAGCGAGAAAAGCUCCUGGGGGAGAAAGAGUUGCUGAUGGGAUCAGUAGAAGAAGAUGAGAAGAGCAAGAGUUUACAGGAACUAAGGUCCUCCAAAGAACAACUAGAGGGGGAUAGAGAUGCCCUUCAUGCUCGCUGCCAGACACUGGAGGAGGCUCUGGAGCAGGCACAUGAGCAACUUGGCUCACAAAUCCAAGAGCAGCAGCAGGUCACAAUAUACUGGAAAGAUAGGUGGCACCAGGCUGCUGUGAGCCUUAAGAACCAAGAGGAGCAGUUGGAGCAAGAGAGAGCUCAAUGUCAGAAAGCUGUGGACAAGAACAAUGCGCUUCUGCAAGACUGUGAGAUGUUGGGGGCAGACACUGAAGAACUGUUUGAACUUAGAACAUCAUUAAACAGAUGGGAAUGCAUAGAGGAGGUGGGUGGUGGCAGUCAUGGAGGUGCAGUUAACUCAGAUAGGCAUGGUGUGCCUGUGGGAAAGAAGGACAAUAUCAGCAAUAUGCGAUCAAAAGAUAGAGUGGCCAGUGCUAACAAUAGAAGUAUAGGCAAAAUAGUGGAAAAUGAAAUAGAGGACAGAAGUAAUGAUGUGGAUAUUUUACAGGCACAGAGAUCCUUACCUGAGGCUCCAGGUCAAGUAGUAGCAGCUGAAACAGCGCAGCAGCAGACAGACUGA
This is a messenger RNA of Bombina bombina (fire-bellied toad), 1845 nucleotides long. RefSeq names its product rho-associated protein kinase 1-like. The transcript is spliced from 11 exons. NCBI's taxonomy places the organism in Eukaryota, Metazoa, Chordata, Amphibia, Anura, Bombinatoridae. The coding region runs from base 1 to 1845 and encodes 614 amino acids. The record is from RefSeq and is a predicted model, not a curated record.